Cryptotermes secundus is the source of this 4496-nucleotide messenger RNA. Its product is annotated as transcription factor SOX-8-like. Gene Ontology annotation, molecular function: DNA-binding transcription factor activity, RNA polymerase II-specific; RNA polymerase II cis-regulatory region sequence-specific DNA binding. The transcript has 7 exons. Gene Ontology annotation, cellular component: nucleus. NCBI's taxonomy places the organism in Eukaryota, Metazoa, Arthropoda, Insecta, Blattodea, Kalotermitidae. The record is from RefSeq and is a predicted model, not a curated record. Gene Ontology annotation, biological process: regulation of transcription by RNA polymerase II. Bases 72 to 1208 code for a protein of 378 amino acids.
CUGUCAGUGAACAAAUAAGAAAGUGCUGGAAGAAGUUGUGUGUUUUGAAGUGCAGUGAAGCCCGGACCGCGAUGUACAAGAACACAACGGCGCCGGACUCGGGAGGUUCCCCGCCCACAAGUACAAACGCUGACGUCGCCGUGGCCGAUAAGGAAGGUGUACCUUUGGACGAAGCUGUGGGUAAACUGCUAGAAGGUUAUGACUGGACGUUACUUCCGGUAACGCAGAAAUCGACAGCGAAGCGAAAACAGCACAUCAAGCGACCCAUGAACGCCUUCAUGGUGUGGGCGCAGGCGGCGAGGAGGAAACUGGCCGACCAGUACCCGCAGCUGCAUAACGCCGAGCUCAGCAAGACGCUGGGCAAACUCUGGAGGAUACUGAGUGAAGAGGAGAAACAGCCAUUCAUAGAGGAGGCAGAGCGACUGCGCAGUGCUCACAAGAAAGAUCACCCCGACUACAAGUACCAACCUCGCAGACGAAAACCGCCCAAAUCAUCGACAGCAGGGUGUGUGCCAUCUUCCGUCCUGACGGAUAAUGGAGACAUACCUGGCACUUCCGGAGUGAGUUCAUCGUCUUCCACAGUUGGACCAGACCCUACGCCUUCUCGGUGUCAUCGGAUGAAGCUGUGUUUGCCUGACUCGCCGCCAGGGCCCGAUUGCAGCUUCGCCAAGCUCUACGCCGAGAGGGACAUCGCAGAAACCUCGGCCAGGCAAGCGGUCAACUCGGAAGAAAUGGCGGCCCACAAGGCGUACUCCUGUGGGCACCCACAGUACCAGCUGGUAUCGGGCGGGGCGGUCGACUCCUCGGGUGGCGCAGAGAGCCACGUAAUGUCCCGACACCACCAGGGCUUCUCCCGUGCCACCGCUGGCAACUCUGGCUUUGUUUAUGGCGCUGCCGCCUCCUCGGCUCCUGCAAGUUCCGGGCUGACUGGAGGUCCUACGAGUACAACAGCAGGUUUCGGCCUGAGAUCCCCAGCCACCCCAACGGCAGGAGGGUACGUACCCGGACCAGGGAGUGAGUUCCUUCACCACCAUCAUCAUCUGCACCCAUCCCCUACUGCAGGGGCAGGCAUCGGCAAUCCGGCCCAUCACCAGGCAGCAGCUCCACCGACGAGCCCGUUCCCUGGUACUAGCUUUCCCGCAACGCAUCAUCAGGCUUUCUACCCCUACGGGCCCCCACAAGGGUCGUACUACAUGUCGCCGAGGUGAAAGAUGGGGCUGAGAAGAUAACAGAGAAUUCCUGCUGACUUGCAUAGGCUGCCAGAUGGAAGUGUUAUCUUGCAGAUCCAGCCAAGAAAUGGUGUACCAUGGUCUAAGAAAGAUCUACGCGUCUAUUUUUGUCAGAAACUUGUUUCCAGCUGCAAUUUAUUCAGUCAAGUAAAGAAGUUCAAACACUGAAUUAUGUUGAGAUUGAAGGAUUCAAAUUAGAAAUAUAGGGAUGCACAAAUAUCAGGCCUGUCGACCUUGGCCUGCAUUCCUCUCUUUUGUGGUUCUGUCACUUAAUUCAAUUUAUCUAUGACUUUCAUAUUAAAACACAGAAAACUGUAAAAACUGUGCAAAAUGUUAAAAGAUCCCCUGUGCAAAUGUUAUGAAUACGCAGUGGCGUAGUUGGUUGAGGCACUGUGCUACAAGCUGGCAGGUCACGGGUUCGAUUCCCGAUUAGGUCAUUGGAUUUUUCAGUUAACAUAAUCCUUCAAGCCACACUGUGGCCUUGGAGUCCAUUGAGCCCCUAAGCAAAGAGCGGCCGGCGCGUAAGGCUGACAACCUCACCGCAAUCUGUGAGCCGACUGUCUAGAAAAUGUGGGAGUCUCGACAUCUCACAACCAUAUUGGCCUCCACAGCCUGUUACAGGGAUAGCUUUACGUUUUUUAAAACCAAGGAAAAUAAGUGCCAUGGCAUGAAGGAGCUUUGGAGAAUGGAGGUAUAGCUCCACACAACUUCUUAACCUCAGCACCAGAUGAGGUUAAGUACGUUGGCCCCUUUAUCUUUGGAGGAUGCCUCUCUCCGUUACUCAUUGAUUAAAAGUCUGGGUGGUUUGCAGAACUAGUCUGGGCCCUGUGAAUCUCUUAUUUGUUCCAGGGAUCAAACCUCGAUUCUUCAAUAGCCCAGCCCGUAGCCUAGUUAAUAAUCUGAAAUAUUAUUUGUGGCCCUUGGAGCCCUACUGUUGUUGAUGUGAGGAAAGUGGUAAGUCAUUUGGUCUGCCUGUUAAUUUUGAAGUAAAUCAAAUAAAGGUGUUCGCUAGAUUUCUAUAUGCAGAGCAGGUACUCUCCCCUCCAGAAUGUAUUCAGAAAGCAGCUGCGAUAGCUCAGUCAGUAUAGAAACUAGACUACUGGCUGGACGAUGGAGGAAUCAGGGUUUGGUUCUUGGCAAGGUCAAGAGGUUUCUUUCCUACAUGUCCAGACUAGUUCUGGGACAUACCCAGACUCCUACCCAGUGGGUAUCAGGGGAUCUUUUCUUGCGGGUAAAGCCUAUGGGUUGUGAAGCUGACCACUCACCUCCAUCUAGUGCUUAGUUAAGAAUGCAUGGAGUUGUACAUACUUUCUCCCUUAUGUCCUUGUGUUGUAGUGCUUAAUUAAGUAUAGGGACGAGUUUAAGUAUUACUUUAUCUUUAACAUUAUCAAGAACCUGGCUUGUUAGUGCAGGUACAUGAAAAUAAUCCAAUGUUUUAAUGGUUAAUGAUGAAGUUUAGAAAAGAAAACUGUAACAUUUAUACUGUUAACUGUGUGUUUUUUGUAUGAGAAAAUUAUGCAUAAGUUUUAAGAUAGUCCUCUAGAAGUCCCUCAAAAUUAUGGAGAAGCAAUACAAAAUGUCUGCAGAAUAAUGUCAAAAAUAUAUCUGUUGAUAAAUAUUUUAAUCUCUGUAAGAAUACUCAUAUUUUAUUUUGGCUUGGUUUUGAUGUCUUUAACAUGGUUAUGGUAACCAUUGCUGCACUUUGAGACAGGAAGUGAGACCCUGCUUUCACUCGUGGAGCCUUGGACUCAAUCCUAGAUGGCCUCAUAUUAGUUUUUUGGUGGACAAUGUUUCUUCAGUUUUCCCUUGGUAAUCAUCAUGCCAACAUUGCUCAUACUGUCACUGCCUUGCAACUUGUGCAGUAGCCCUGACCAGGUAACAUAUUAUCACAGUCUCGUUCUUGAAGUAUGGGGCUUCAUUUCUGUCCUGGCACUUGACUGGUUGCAGAGUGGGGGCUAGGUAUAUGAAACUAAUUUCAAGUUACUUCAGUUUUACUUAAUGGGACUUUGUAAUAAUGAAUUUUAUUGUUGUUGCAAAAUUCUUAGGCCAUUGUAUGAAUGAAACAAACAAUAAAGAAAUUUAUUUGGAUACACAAAGACAGUAUGUAAAUGUGUUCUCUUGCCAGAGUUUAAUGUAUAUAUAUAUAUAUUUUUUUUUUAAUUUAGCGUGAGACUUGAGAUUUUAAUGCCAGUGACAGUGGAGAUUAUUGUCUCCUGAAGAUGGAGGCAGCAGGUUCCUCCAAUACAUUGGCAGUGAUGUAUCAGAUUACACAGUGUCACUUCUUCAAAAGCAGUAAUCUGAAAAAUUUUGUUUGUCUCUUCCAAAAAUUCUCCCUGAAAUUUCAUUAAACACUGUAAAGUUGUAGUUCAUUUUUCAAUGUACCGUUUCUUCACACAUGUUUCCAUUAACCUUGUAAAAUGGCAGUUGAAACUAUAGGUGUCAUCUGCUCUAACACCCAGAAACUACAUUUUGCACAUAUGACUAUAUGUAUAUGCAUUUUCUAUGAUUCUCACAAUAAACAGUCAUCAUUUUCCUAUUCAGAAUUGACCAGUUGGUUGUUCUUAUGGAGAUGCAGCAUUUCCUGUGAGGUACGAACUGAAUCCUUAAAUAUUAUUUAGAUGAAUUUAAUGCUUAAAACGGUUAAACAUGUAAUUUACUGUUAUAAACAUUAUAUAAAUAUGUACAAAAUUAUUAAUGCAUUUUUUAAUUGCAAACAGAGAAUUUUUAUUCUUAAUACAGUAUAUUAGACCAAUCUGUAUGUCACUAUAUUUAUGUAGAAUGUGGCUUAUGUAAUAUAUCAUGGAAAGAAUUUUGGUAAUUUUUGGGUCCCAUAUAAACCUAUAGAUCACAAAAACACUGUUCAUUCGUUCAUUCAUUCAUUCAUUCAUUCAUAUUUAUUUGUUCCAUAAAUCCAUAACCGGCCAAAGGCCUACAGAUGCAGAAGAAGUCAAUAAAGAUUCUUAGCACGACAAGACAAACACAAGUCAACAAUAUAUAAUACUGUAGAUAGAUUAUCCUUGAGCCUUUUUAUAUUUUAUCUUAGAAGACAUAUCAAUUUUGCUGGUGUAUUCAGCUUGUUUGGAAUGUGUGGAAGGUAUUCAAACCCGGUACAAGAAUUACUGUGAAUAUUUUUUUGAUUAAUUUUAUAGUAAAAGAUGCCAUAAAAUUAUUAACUUACAAUUUUCAGAUGAUUCUACUUUGUUUGUUGCGAACUGUUUUUUUCUAUUUGAUGUAUGUCUUGUUUUUCUGUGAGGAUAUUUUAUAACA